ACAACUGUUUUCUAGUCUAUUCAAUCGAUUUGCUAAGUAGGCCCGUUUUAAGACCUUCGUUAAAUUGAGCGUGUCAUUUGUCAUUUUGGCAAAUCAAUCGACAAUUUUUCUAUAAAAACGUUGGGUAGGCCUCAGUGGUUCAUGAGUUCUUACUGGAGUUUCGCAGAGCCAAAUUCAAACUAAGACUAGAUCCAAUAAACAGCUGCCUCAACAUGCAUAGAAUGUUGCUCUACACCUUGGUUAUCGUUGCCCUUGCUUUGGUUCAGGCCUGCCAAAUCCAUCAUAAUCUGACAUUUCCUGCUGCGCGCAAAGUUUCCGACUGUUCUGGCCACCACCUCAGAUUUCUCAAUCGUAGUUUGACAAGGGACCUGCCCACAUUAACCUCAGGCAAUUCGAUGUCUUCUUGGCCUGAACUUUGCUAUUAUGGCAAGCCUUUUACGUUGGGCCACUAGCCAUGCAUUGUUGUUGCUUUUGUUAUUGCUUAAAUAAAUUGUUAUAAAUUAUUUACCACAUCAAAAAAGUUGCGAAAGAUUUCUGAUU
This is a messenger RNA of Drosophila gunungcola (fruit fly), 540 nucleotides long. RefSeq lists its product as uncharacterized. The record is from RefSeq and is a predicted model, not a curated record. The transcript is spliced from 2 exons. NCBI's taxonomy places the organism in Eukaryota, Metazoa, Arthropoda, Insecta, Diptera, Drosophilidae. The coding region runs from base 213 to 452 and encodes 79 amino acids.